GCUUCUCUUCAAUAUUUAAAGAUUCUUUGAUAACAAAUACUUUUGCCCAAGAAUUAAACACCUCGAUAGCGACACCAUAUCCAAAAAUAUUUGAAGAAGUGUAUGCGGAUUCAAUAUUAGAUUUUUUUGUACUUGGCGAUUGGGGGUUUAAUUCAAAUGGCUCCGGGCGAAAACAUGGUGAUCAAGUUCAUGUUGCCUUCGCUAUGGAUAGCUGGGCAAAAAGACACAAUACUAACUUUAUUAUUAAUGUUGGUGAUCAUCAGGGAGUAGAAAGUGUUGAUGAUCCAAAAUGGAAAACGAAUUGGUUAGACGUAUAUAAGGGAAAAUUAUCAGAAAUACCUUGGUACAGCGUCGCUGGAAAUCACGAUUGGUAUAACAAUGUAACAGCUCAAGUUGACUAUUAUUGGUCAAAGAAUAAUCGAUUUUUUCUUCCUUCUCUAUUCUAUGUUCGCACUUCAGUCUUUGGUCCGGAGAAAACUAAAGUGGCUUGGUUACAUAUUGAUACUAACAUAUUUUAUUAUAAAUAUGAGGAUUUGACUAACAAGAAUUUAUUAAAAAGUAAUCUUCGUAAUUUUGAUGUACAUACUUCAAAAUCAAUUGAAAGUAAAUUAAAAUGGAUUGAAGAAAAUUUAGCGUUGCAAAAAGAUGCUAAAUGGAUCUUUGUUGUUGGCCAUCAUCCACUUAUUGGUGAUUGUGUAAAUUACCAACAUAUGUCUCGUUUAUUGUCACUUUUUGAAAUUUAUCGGGUAACUGCAUAUUUUGCUGGUCACUCUCAUGUUCUAGAGUAUCAGUAUCCAAAACCUUCAUCACCUGUAGCAAUAUUUACCUCCGGAGCAGGAAGCCGAUCAAGUGGUGGUUGUCGUGGCAAAGAUUGGGGAAUGCCCGAAGGAACAUUAGGGUUUUUACAUGCUAAAAUUGAGAGCAAUAGUGAUGAAAUGUCGUUUGAAUUUGUGGACGCAACUACUUAUAAAGCUAAAGUUGUUUUUCAAGGAAAAGUCAAUUCUACUUCAAUUUGGUAUCCCAAAAUGGUCAAAAAGAGUUAA
Molecule: messenger RNA, 1043 nt
Organism: Dentiscutata heterogama
Lineage: Eukaryota; Fungi; Glomeromycota; Glomeromycetes; Diversisporales; Gigasporaceae
Source: the annotation of a GenBank genome assembly